UUGAAAUGCAUUUGGUUCUAUUCUAGUUAUCUCAGACGUCCAACCCGCACUUGAUUUUGAGCUCUCAGCUGACUUUUUCAUCGACUACAAAGAAAGUGUACACAAAAUGGGCAAGUUUUCUUUCAUCUUGGCUGUGAUGAUGAUGGCCUCAUGGACUGUCAGAAUCCAAGGGGAAGACGUGGAAACCGCCUGGCAAAAAUAUCUGGCUGAAUAUCCUAUGCCACUUCCAACCAUGUCCGAGUCAAACAUGCGCAAAACAAUCUUUACCGAAAUUCACGCCAAAAUUGAGCAAAACAACGCCCAAAAAGGCGCCAAUUUUGAAAUGACCCACAACAUCUUCUCGGUUAUGACUGAUGCAGAGAAACAAUCGUAUCUCGGAGCUCGACUACCUGUCCCACCUUCCAACUUGACUCGCGGCCCAUCCGUCGCCAAACUGCCUGCAACUAUGGACUACAGGAACGAUCUUUGCAUGCCACCUGUGAGGAACCAAGGUGGAUGUGGCAGCUGCUGGGCUUACACUGCCAGCGCAGUGGUCGAAUUUGGCAAAUGCAAAAAGAGCGGUGGAAAUGCCAUCGAUCUCAGUGAACAGCAGAUAGUGGAUUGCAGUCCCGGCAGCGGUUGUUCCGGCGGAUGGGAACACGACGCCUGGAAAUAUUUGGCUUCGUGCGGUGGUCACGCCCUCGAGUCCUCGUACCCUUACGCAGGAAGAGAUGGGGCCUGCAGGUUCAGCCCUACGGGCAUGACCAUCGGAGCUAAACUUUUAACUUCGAAUUCUGUCGAAUGGGUACCAUCGAAAGACACUUCCACCAUGAUGAAUAUCUUGUCGGAUGGACGAAUUCUUACCGUCUACAUCCACCUGCCCGACAGUUUCUUUAAUUACAAGAGUGGCAUUUUUGACGAUACCAAAUGCAACAGCGGAAGUGCUCACGCACUGAACCCCGUCGGCUAUGGCACCUUGAACGGUGUCGAUUAUUGGGUUAUGCGCAAUUCGUGGGGAGCUGGAUGGGGUUCUUCCGGCUACGUUCUCGUCAAACGGGGCAUCGACCUGUGCCUGAUUGAAUCCUAUGCUCGCACUACUAACAUUGACACUACCACAACAACUUCGCUGGAGAAUUUCUGCACAAACAGGCCUAACGGCAACUACGCUAAUCCGAACGAAUGCCAAUCUUAUAUUUCGUGUUCCAAUGGAUCGGCUUACAAAAUGAACUGCCCAUCCGGUCUGGCUUUCAAUGAGAAAUACAACAGUUGCGACUACAGCUUCAACGUACCUGGUUGUAAUUAAAGAACCUAAAACGAAUAGCUACAGUAUUUUCCCCCCAGACCCUUGAUUAUGAAUUAAUUGAAAUUUAUUUGAAAAUCGACUUUGGAUUCCUAAAUCCAUGUUACCUUUACUUGGCCAAUUCUUAAGUCUCCUGAAUAUACAGUAUAAUACCG
This is a messenger RNA of Daphnia pulicaria, 1434 nucleotides long. RefSeq names its product zingipain-2-like. Gene Ontology annotation, cellular component: lysosome; extracellular region. The record is from RefSeq and is a predicted model, not a curated record. Gene Ontology annotation, molecular function: cysteine-type endopeptidase activity; chitin binding. The transcript has 9 exons. The coding region runs from base 107 to 1282 and encodes 391 amino acids. NCBI's taxonomy places the organism in Eukaryota, Metazoa, Arthropoda, Branchiopoda, Diplostraca, Daphniidae.